AUGUGCAACACCAGCAUCCGACGAUACGCACAUUGUGCUUGCAUGCACGAGUGGGUAGUGCCCUGCCGCUCGCUGCUAUUUCAAGGUCCCCAAGAGAAGGGCAAGGAGCGGGACGACGAUAGCUACCUGAGCAGUGAGGGCGCCAUUGCGAAGCACAAGCCGAAGGUCGUUGCCUUCCUCAAAAAUCCCAGAUCUGAGGAGUGGGACGCGCAUAAAUCCUGUGACGACUCUUUCGAUCGGUCUCGCGAUGUCACCACGUUUGAGACUGGUGCUUGUCCAGCAUGCAAAGCUUUAGUCAAGGCUAAAGCCGACCCACAACACCCGGACCAUGAGGGCCAGAAGAUUGUUCACGACGCGGUUGUUGUGGAAGUACCGCUCAACUUGGGAAAACGCAAGGAUUUGGACUGGACGCCGCGAAGCUACUACUACAUCCACCGGAGGAAGUACGUUUUUGAUGGAGAAGGCCACGAGCAUAUGGAGGGCAUAGUUGGUGACCUGCACCUGGAGGAGGAGAAUGUGGAGGGCACGCAAUAUCGAAUUCUUCUGGGGGGCUAA
Molecule: messenger RNA, 555 nt
Organism: Sordaria macrospora k-hell
Lineage: Eukaryota; Fungi; Ascomycota; Sordariomycetes; Sordariales; Sordariaceae
Source: RefSeq, a predicted model, not a curated record